This is a messenger RNA of Thlaspi arvense, 3656 nucleotides long. The record is from the annotation of a GenBank genome assembly. Lineage: Eukaryota; Viridiplantae; Streptophyta; Magnoliopsida; Brassicales; Brassicaceae.
AUAUUACUUAGCAAAAAUAAUACAUUUUUAAAUUAAAAAAAGAAGAAGCAAAAAGCUGAUGUUUUGGAAACAUAUCAUUUAAUUUGAUCAAAUUUAUUUGUCAUAAUAAUAUAUAGAAAAAACAACCCAAAUUCUGUAUAAAAAGCGUGGGAUAUCAACAGAACAGCUUAAGAGACAGUUAACCAAAAUGAAAUUAUCUUCGUUUCUGUUACUCACAACUCACAACAUCUAAAAAAAGCUCCCCCUUUCAUUUUUUUUUUUUUCUGAAACAGAGCUUCUCUUUCGUUUUUGAAAUUUUGCUUCCAAUUUUUUCAACUUUUCUUCCUCAUUUAGAUUUUUUUUCCGCUUGUGGUUGCGAUUGUUCGGCGCCGUAAAAAAGCGUUCGGACGUGAUCGGAGCUUCUCUGCAUGGCGGUUUGCUUCCGAGGGAGUACGCGAAGGAGAUCGAGCUCUGCGAAUUUCUCCGUCGUUUAAAUUUCGUUUCUCCCUGUGGAUUCUGCGAACGGCAAAAGCGAUUUUCGGGGUGUUUCCGUGAGAUGAGAAACGGAGGUUAAUGGGGAGAUUGAGAACAGCUUUUCUGGCGAUCUCUCUCGUUAUAUUUAUUUGUGUUUCCGAGGAGAUUAUUGCUCGAGACGGUGCGAAUCGGUUACGAUUCUCCGUCUCCGUUAACCGGAAUUCUACUAAUUACGGCGAAUCUCACGGUGGCGAUGUGGCAGAGCAAACAUGGAUUCAUUGUAGAAAAGAAUUGAAAGAUAAGAAGAACAAAGAUUGUCUUCUCUAUAUCCCUCGUGAAGCAGCUGCUAAUGAGUACCUGAAACUCUCCUUCUUAACCGGUCUAACCAUUCAUCAAAUCCAGAAUUCGAGGGAAGAGACCGGUUAUCGGAAUUGGUUCAACAAUUGGUUUGCAAGAAGGGAGCUGAUCAGCAGUAAGGCAAAGAAGUUUAGAGUCUCUGCUCCAAACUUCGCACUUGGUCCUGCCCCAGGUUUUGCACCUGGUUUAGCGCCCGGUCCUGCUCCAACCCCUCAAAGUCAUGAUUUGGCACCUGCAAGCUCUCCUUCUCAACCACCGUAUUCGCCGGCCGAAGCACCGGAUGAACCAAGUCCCGCUCCACCACCAAAGAGAAAACCGAGCGUUGCUCCUAGUCAAAGUGUUCCAGGUCCUCCUCCUCCUCCACCGGCGAAGAAGAGUGAUCAUAUGUUGAUGAAACUUAUCAUCGCCGUUGCUUCAACCGCUGUGAUAACGUUCGUUCUCGUUGCAUUGCUGUUCUUGUGUUGCUUCAAACGCAAUCGCAACAACGCGGUUGGUCCUGCAGAUGGACCAAGAGACGAAGGACCACUUCUACAUUUAAGUAACUUAUCAGUUGGUAAGUACCAACAAGAUUCAAGCUUUUUUCCUUCUCUAUCUCAUUCGAGAAUCGUAACUCAGUUUUGCACUCUUUCAGGAUCUAGUGAGAACUCUCCCACUGUUGCAAACACGAGCAGAAAGUUUUUCAGUGCUACUUCUAAAAAGAGGUCUUUUCUUUCGAGAGUAUCGUUGAAGAGAAACGGUCCUGAGUUCUCAACAGCUGAAGCGCCUUCGUCAUUAACUGGACUUCCUCCAUUGAAGCUUCCCCCUGGAAGAUCAGCUCCUCCUCCGCCUCCAGCUCCAGCUCCAGCUCCAACUCCACAGCCUCCGCCACCACCUCCUCCUAAACCACAGCCUCCUCCACCGCCUAAACUUGUUCGUCCUCCACCUGCACCACCACCAAAAGGUGUGGCACCAAAACGCCAAGGACACAGUUCCUCUGGAGAUGGAUCUGAUGUUGAUUCCGAGACUGGAGCUCCGAAAACCAAACUAAAGCCGUUUUUCUGGGAUAAAAUGGCGAACCCUGAUCAGAAAAUGGUUUGGCAUGAGAUCAGCGCCGGUUCAUUCCAGUUCAACGAAGAAGCGAUGGAGUCUCUGUUCGGUUACAAUGAUGGGAACAAAAACAAGAAUGCUCAAAGAGGAGAUUCAUCUCGAGAAUCUCCUGUCCAGUAUAUACAGAUCAUUGACGCAAGGAAAGCCCAAAACUUAUCUAUUCUUCUCCGAGCUUUGAAUGUAACAACAGAGGAAGUCGUCGAUGCCAUCAAAGAAGGUAUAAAUGACUCUUUCUCUUUUCUUCAACUCGCUUCUCCAUUAGUACUGAAAAUGCGAUUUCUUCUCUGUUAUCAAGGUAAUGAGCUCCCUGUCGAGCUCCUACAAACAUUGCUGAAGAUGGCUCCAACUUCAGAAGAAGAACUCAAACUUAGGCUAUACUCGGGCGAUCUUCACCUUCUUGGUCCCGCAGAGAGAUUCCUGAAAAUUCUUGUCGAUAUACCUUUCGCAUUCAAACGUAUAGAGUCGCUUCUAUUCAUGAUCUCACUUCAAGAAGAAGUCUCUGGCCUCAAAGAAUCUCUCGCAACUCUCGAGGUGGCUUGCAAGAAACUAAAGAACAGCAGACUAUUCCUAAAACUACUAGAAGCAGUUCUCAAGACAGGAAACCGGAUGAAUGUAGGAACUUUCCGUGGCGACGCGCAAGCUUUCAAGCUCGACACGCUCUUGAAACUCUCUGACGUCAAAGGAACUGAUGGCAAAACCACGCUCCUACACUUUGUUGUUCUUGAGAUCAUUCGUUCCGAAGGAGUUCGUGCUCUCCGCCUCCAGAGAUCAAGCCGAAGCUUCUCGAGCGUGAAAACAGACGAUAGCAACAACUCAGAUUCAAGCCCACAAUCAGUAGAGCGUUACCGGAGCACGGGACUUCAGGUGGUUUCGGGAUUAACCAUAGAGCUCGAGGAUGUCAAGAGAGCAGCGAUCAUAGACGGUGACGGAUUAGCUGCGACGUUGACGAACCUAAGCGGCUCGCUUACGAAUGCGAGGGAGUUUCUGAAAUCGAUGGACGAAGAGAGCGAUUUCGAGAAGGCUUUAGCUGGAUUCAUAGAGCGUGCUGAUGCUGAUAUCAGAUGGUUGAAGGAAGAAGAAGAGAGGAUCAUGGCGUUGGUGAAAAGCUCAGCUGAUUAUUUCCAUGGGAAAUCUGCGAAGAGCGAAGGGAUUCGUUUGUUCGCUAUAGUGCGUGAGUUUCUGGUGAUGUUGGAGAAAGUUUGUAGAGAGGUUAAGGAGACGACGAAGACGAGGAGCUAUUCGGGUAAGAAGGAAGUCGAAACGACUCCGGAAAGUAGUCAACCGUCACCGGACAUCGUUCGACAGCGUUUGUUUCCGGCGAUUGCUGAACGGAGGAAUUACAGUUCGGAUUCAUCAGACGAUGAUGAUGACGCUGAUGAUGAGAGUAGUAGUUCAUCUUAUUCUUAGUUAUUGAUCUUCCGGCUAAAGUUGCGGUUGAAGACGCCGUUUGGGAGGAGAUUGGUCGCCGGAAACCUAGAAAAGAAGAGAAAGUGGGGAAGCCGGAAAAUUUUAUGUUCGACAAAAAAGGCGUGGAAAUGUCUCUCCCGUUGACCCAGUAAGUUGUUAGCUGAUCCGAAGACGAAAUUGCCCGAUAUUAUUAUACUUUUUCAAAAAGAACAUUAAAUAUAUACAUUAUCUUAUAUUUGUAUAACUGCUGUAUGGUAUACGCAUUUUUUAGAUGUCCAUGGAAAGAAAAAAAAAAGUUUAUGUUUGACAUUUUCCAAUUAGAAAUUCAAAUUUUUGGCAAUUUUGUUUGGUAA